AUGGGUCGGAGAGAAAAAGUGAAAAAAGAUGGAGAAGCGGACGAUUUUGAAUCCGACUCUGAUGAAGGAGGUGCACCGAAGGUGAUCAAGAACGCUGUUGAUCUCCAACGACUCAACGAGCUGUUUGAGUACCGUUUUGGCCAGUCAAAGGCGUUAUGUCAUGACAAACCGGUUCACAUCCCAGACCAGAGGAAAGAGAAGAAAUUUUCAGAACCUCCAGAGUUUAUACGGAAUGUGAUGGGUUCCAGUGCGGGUGCGGGCAGUGGAGAGUUUCACAUUUACCGACACAUUCGGAGGCGGGAAUACGCUCGACAGCAACAUUUGGAUUCCUUGAGUGAAAAGGAUCGUCUGGACGAAGAAUAUCAGAGACAACUGGAGGAGAACCAGAAAGCAUGCGAAGAAAGAACCGCAAAGAAGCGAGAAAAACGUCUCAAGAAGAAGCAGAAACAAACCGGGAAGAAAAAGAAGAAGGCUUCCACUGCUUCUGAUGCAUCACUUGAUGAUGAUGAAGAUGAAGAGGAAGACAGUGACGAUGCAGAUGACAAGGGAGAAACGGAGAAAGAAAAAAAGAAGAAUCACCGAGACUCAGAAUCGAAACAAACGAAGAAAAGCGUAGUCCAAGAGCCUGUGAAAUCCCAGCCCGUUUCCUUCAGUAAUCAGGACGAAGAAGAGACUGGGGUUACUGCCUUCUGCGUCAAGGGAACGCCUUCACCUUCCUUUGCUUCAACAACAACGUACCGAAACCUCGCUGCCCUAGACUACGUAAACGCGCUGCUGAGGCAUGACGACAUGAACGUGAUAGUGGUUGACUGGGGACCACUGGCGAAGGGCACUUUACUCGCAUAUCCGUUGGUCAUGAGGCGAUCGAAGUUUGUGGCGCGGAAGAUUGCGGAGAUGCUGUUAUCUUUAGCCAGGCAGGAUUUCAUCAAACCUUGGCACGUGCAUCUGAUCGGACUCAGUCUGGGUUCCAACAUUGCUUCCAUGGCUGCAAGAAUUCUGGCAUCCGAAACUGGGCACAAGGUUCAGCGAAUUUCAGGUCUUGACCCAACGUUCUUGUACAACUUUGAUUGUGAGACGUGCAUCGGAGGCGUAUCCAAAGCUGAUGCGGAGUUCGUCGACAUACUGCACACGAACACCUGGUUCAUCGGUGUAGCUAGGCCCGUGGGACACGUGGACUUCUACCCGAAUGGUGGAUUGUUGCAGCCGGGGUGCAGCAUACUUGAUGGCACCUGGAGCCUGUACCAUUCAGUCGGCGUCAUGUACUCUGUACCCACCGAACAUAGACUUCACAGCGGCUACGCGCAUCCACUGACGCGAUCGUGGCAGGAAGGCAACGUGGAUAUAGACCCGAAGAAGCUCAUGCUUCCGGUUUUUGUCACGGAUGUGGAGGAUGCUAUUGAAGAUAUCGACAGCCUCCCCGACGUGAAGCGUUACGGAGUCGCAACGCUGCCCGGUGUUCUCAAGGACUUGAUGAGCAAAGGCUUGAAGUCAGUUCUGCUUUUUGGCGUGCUGAACCGGAUUCCAAAGGAUGAAUCGGGCUCUGGCGCAGACGGAGAAGGAAGUCCAGUAGUUGCAGCUAUUCGCGUACUGCGUGACAAGCUACCCGACCUCCUGGUGGCCUGCGACGUGUGUCUCUGCGCCUACACGUCUACGGGCCACUGUGGCCUACUGAACUCUGAUGGACAACACGACAAUGCAGCUUCCGUGAAGCGGAUGGCUGCCCAGGCCCUGGUCUAUGCCCGAGCCGGGGCCCACAUCGUGGCCCCGUCCAGCAUGAGCGAUGGGAUCGUUGGUGCCAUUAAGAAGGAACUGGUGUCGGCCAAGCUGGAUGGCCGGGUUGCCGUCUUGUCGUAUGCCGUCAAGUUUGCGUCGUCCUGCUUUUAUGGUCCGUUUCGGUCUGCUGCUCAGUCGGCCCCGAAGGGAGUGACGAUCAGUAGGGAAGGGUACCAGUUGCCUGUGGGGUCCCGAGGCUUGGCCCAUCGGGCUGCUGCGCGAGAUGUUGAAGAAGGAGCAGACAUGCUUAUGGUGAAGCCGGGAAUGGCGUAUCUGGACAUUGUUCGGGAAACCAAGGACCGUUUCCCCAACCAUCCCUUGUUCAUUUACCAAGUUUCCGGGGAGUAUUCUAUGCUUUUUCACGGUGCAGAAAAUGGAGCGUUUGAUUUGGAGGACGCAGUCAUGGAAACUUUCAAGUGCAUGAGAAGAGCAGGAGCUGACGUCAUAAUAUCAUACUUCACGCCCCUAGUUUUGGAACUGUUGAACAAUCAUCGGAUGAUUGAAAAAUUAGGUACCAACCAUUCUUCAUCGAAGUUAUUGUGAAUGUGGAAUGUCUGGUCAAGGAGUUUGAGUGGAAGUGGUUUGGGAUGUAAUGAUUAGCGUAAAUUCUAAAUAUGUUUUAGCUUGGCAACCCAAGAAUAUUUCGAAUUAUUUUUCCAAAGCGUGAUCUGUGUGAAGUGGGGCUUGAGAAAUACGUUUGGUACAAUUUCGACGUUGGGGCCAUUUUUGAGGGGAGCUAUUUUAUUACAUAUCCAGAGGGUGUUUUCAGGUGUUCGUGUGAUUUUCUUCUCUGAAUUGCAAUCCUAGGGAUUUCUGUUGAAUAAAUGGAAAAAGCCAUCUUCCGUCU
Molecule: messenger RNA, 2620 nt
Organism: Notodromas monacha
Lineage: Eukaryota; Metazoa; Arthropoda; Ostracoda; Podocopida; Cyprididae
Source: the annotation of a GenBank genome assembly